CGCAGGCGCGGUGAUCAUAUUUACAUGUGUAGUGUUGCUGCUGCUGCUGCUGCUGCUGCUGCUGUUGGUAUCUGAGGUGCUGUAGUAACAAUGGCUGAUAAGUUGAACGACCUUGCUGGUCGGCUUGGCAAGGGCCCUCGUGGCCUGGGCACCGGCUUGAAGGUGCUGGCAGUGGCUGGUGCAGCCGCUUAUGGUCUCUCUCAGUCCUUCUACACAGUUGAGGGUGGUCAUCGCGCCAUUAUCUUCAGCCGGAUUGGUGGAAUUCAGCCAGACAUUUACUCGGAAGGAUUGCACUUUCGCAUACCCUGGUUUCAUUAUCCAGUCAUCUAUGAUAUCAGGGCCCGCCCCAGGAAAAUCACUUCUCCUACAGGAAGUAAAGAUUUGCAGAUGGUAAAUAUUUCCCUCAGAGUAUUGUCAAGACCUGUUGGUACAGCCAUUCCAAUUAUUCAUCAAACACUGGGUCUUGACUUUGAUGAGAAGGUGCUUCCCUCCAUCUGCAAUGAGGUCCUUAAAUCUGUUGUAGCAAAAUUCAAUGCAGCUCAGUUAAUCACCAUGAGACAGCAGGUUUCACUUAUGAUUCGCCGAGACCUAACUCAGCGAGCAGAAGACUUCAACAUCAUUCUUGAUGAUGUAUCUAUUACAGAGCUUAGCUUUGGCCGGGAGUACACUUCAGCUAUUGAAGCUAAACAGGUAGCACAGCAAGAAGCACAGAGAGCUUCCUUUGUUGUGGAGCGUGCCAGGCAGGAGAGGCAACAGAAAAUUGUCCAAGCUGAAGGUGAAGCUGAGGCUGCUAAAAUGUUGGGAACAGCUAUUAGCAUGAAUCCUGGCUACCUGAAGUUGCGCAAGAUUAAAGCUGCUGUAAACAUUGGCAGGACAAUUUCUCAGGCACAGAAUCGUGUGUACCUGGGUGCUGAUACUUUGAUGCUAAAUAUCAACGACAAAGAGUACGAUAGCAAUGUGAAGCGUAUAGCCAAGUAACAUUCAAAGUUUGAUUAACCUUAUUUACUGGAAGAAGUUGGAUACACAAUGCUGUGGAAAUGGAGCCUUGAUUAUGAUGACCAGUAUGCUUCAACAAGGGAUUCAAAUUGUGCAUAUAUACUGUAUAAUUAUUUUCAUCAGUUAUUUGUGUGGAGCAUGUAUGUGAUGUAUAUAUAAUUGUGUAAUAUAACAUACAUACAUAUAUAUAUACAUACACUGAAGGAGGGUUGAGGGUGUUGCAGUUCAGAAGGGGACCUGAACUGUGAAGUAGGCACACUUCUGGCAAAACAGCGAACAAGUGAUGUUGAUGUUCCAGAAGUGUGCUGACAUCAAAAUUGGAUGUACCUUCUAAUUGUAACAAUUGCAUCUCUCCUUCAGAGUGCAGGCACUGCACUUGGAGCUAUGACCAUAAAUCAACCCUUGCCAUAGCCUUGCCAUCAGUGCCAUAUUAUAGUAACCUAACCUAUUAUGAAUUUGUGUGGUUUUAUAUCCAUAGCAUAAUUAAUAAGGUUACGUUGUUUAAAAUCCUUGAUGCUGCUAGGAAGGUCAUGGCACAAAUUUGACUUCUGGUCAUAUACAGGUGUUUAAGUUUAUUUAAGAUUACACAGAAAACUUUCCAUACUUAGAUAUUUCCUGUGUUGUGUAAUUUUAUGUGCAUUGUAAGUUCUUUUGAGCUGUUUAGUAUACUUUUUAUUUUUUUUUGUGGUAAGAAACUACAUACAGUUUAUAAAGUACAGGGGACUGAGUGACCUUAGUACCUUAAGUUUGUAAUAAAACUGUAAAUAAUUUAGUACUUGUAUCCAUUAUUACAAAUAAAUUGAUAUUUGAUAAC
Molecule: messenger RNA, 1810 nt
Organism: Cherax quadricarinatus
Lineage: Eukaryota; Metazoa; Arthropoda; Malacostraca; Decapoda; Parastacidae
Gene: Phb2
Product: prohibitin 2
Biological process (GO): mitochondrion organization
Cellular component (GO): membrane; mitochondrion
Source: RefSeq, a predicted model, not a curated record